UGUCUUUGACUGGAGACCAACAAGAAGAGAGGCGGACGAUAACAGCAUCCAUUGCUGUUAUUCAGCCUUCACUCAUCUCAAUGAACUGCUCGCAGAGAAGCCACUGAUCGUGCCUCCUGCUUCUUGCAGGGCAGAGAUACUGAUCAGUGUCUAAAAACUGCAUCCCUUUUUUUCCUAUGAGAUUAUUUUUUCAUAGACUCCUUUUUUAAAUUUCCAAGGUCUCUGUAGCCUAUCUCUUUCCACCAUGGUGCUAGGAAAGGUAAAGAGCUUCACAGUAAGCUACGACUGUCUUAAUGACAGCAAUGUUCCCGUUUUCUCCAGCGGGGACUGCGUCUCAGGGAGGGUGAUCAUCGAAGUCACCGGAGAAAUCCGUGUGAAAUCUCUCAAAAUCCACGCAAAAGGAUUUGCAAAAGUUCGUUGGACUGAGUCGAGAAACGCUGGAUCCAACACUGCCUACACGCAAAACUACACAGAAGAAGUGGAAUAUCUUAAUCACAAAGAUAUUUUAAUUGGACAUGAGAGAGACGAUGACAACUCUGAGGAAGGACUCACCACUAUCCAUUCAGGAAGACAUGAGUAUGCAUUCAGCCUCGAGCUUCCGCAGACACCUCUCGCUACCUCUUUCGAAGGGAAGCAUGGCAGUGUACGCUACUGGGUAAAGGCAGAACUCCACAGGCCAUGGCUCCUGCCCAUGAAGACCAAGAAGGAAUUUACAGUCUUUGAGCACAUUGACAUCAACACUCCAUUAUUGCUGUCACCACAGGCCGGCACAAAGGACAAGACGCUUUGCUGUUGGUUCUGCACCUCAGGUCCUAUUUCCCUAAGUGCCAAAAUUGAAAGGAAGGGAUACACCCCAGGAGAGUCGAUUCAGAUCUUUGCUGAGAUCGAGAACUGCUCAUCCCGCAUGGUGGUGCCAAAGGCAGCCAUCUACCAGACUCAGACCUUCUAUGCCAAAGGGAAGAUGAAGGAGGUCAAGCAGUUGGUGGCCAACCUGCGGGGAGAGUCUCUGUCAUCAGGCAAAACUGAGACCUGGAGCGGCAAGAUGCUGAAGAUCCCACCUGUCUCACCCUCCAUCCUGGACUGCAGCAUCAUCAGAGUGGAGUACUCUCUCAUGGUAUAUGUGGACAUACCUGGGGCGAUAAACCUGUCCCUGAACCUGCCCCUGGUCAUCGGGACCAUCCCUCUCCACCCAUUUGGCUCUCGUACCUCCAGCGUCAGCAGCCAGUGCAGCAUGAGCUGGCUGGGCAUGGGUCUGCCUGAGAGGCCUGAGGCUCCUCCAAGCUAUGCAGAAAUUGUGACAGAAGAGCAGAGGCAGAGCAGUCUGGAUGUCCCAGCAGCCCGCGAGGAACUGGACGGACCUCUCUUUGCCUACAUUCAUGAGUUCCGCUUCCAACCUCCCCCUCUGUACUCUGAGAUUGAUCCUAACCCAGAUCAUGCCAGCCGUACAGAGGAGCGCAGGCUUGACACCUGUCCAUCACGCUGAGGGUCUCCCUGAAAUUCCCCCGACUGUCUCGGGGAACUCAAAGGAACUUGCUCACAAGGCUCAGCUUUGAUUAGUUUUCUCUGAUAACAGCAUUCACAAAAUGCUGUUGACAUCAAGAGAAAAACAAAAUAUCCAGUCAACCAACAAAGACUUACCCUCAGUUGGAUUGGGUUGGACAAAUCUGUUCCUGCCUCCCCUCAGUGAGAGAAACAGGAGUCACUGGUUUGGGGUGUCGCUUCCUUCCAGUGUCAGCUUGCUGAGGGUGGAAAAUGUACAGAUGAACACAUAUUCAGUCUGUAUGGAAACCCUCUCCCCAAGUAGUGAGAGCCCUGGUGAUAGUAUUGACGAUGACGACGAAGAAUCACCGAGGCUCAGCCUGCUAAGCUCCUCUUCACCCUUGAUUCUUCUGUACUCGUGGCACAUAAGGACAUGGCUCCUCACACAAAGGGCAGGACUAAUCAUGUCCAGAUUUCAGCAGAAUCACCUUAAGAAAAUGGGAUGAAGAGAAGAAAGUAACAGCAAUGUUCUAACCACCAUAGUCUGUAUGAAUGAAAGCUUUCAGCAGCGGCGGCAGUCAACAACAGAGCAAAGAUUAGGUCCUCCUGUCUCAUUUGGGAUUUUGUUUUGCACAUUUUAUUCUUUACUUGACUUGUGUGGCUCUGUUUAAUGCUAAUUUCUUUUUUUUUUUUAAAUCACUAAUAGUUUGGUUUCAGCCUUGCAAUGCACCAGACUUAAGACUAUGAGGCUGCAGGCUUAACUUUUAAGGCUAUCAUCUGCCUAACUUUGAGCAACGCUGAGAACAGGAUUUGAUUUUUGAAAAACAAAAAAAAAGACUGAAAAGUAUAAGAACAAUGCACUGAAUUUGUUUAAGCUGUUUAAGAAUUUUCAUUUGCUGAUUACAACGUUUCCGCGGUGACUAAUAACAACUAGACUGGACUUUUACAACAAUUGCAACACACUAUUCCCAUCUGGAAGCUCUUUAAAACGUUGCCUCCGAAGCUUGGAUCCAAGUGUGGCUUCCCUCCUCUUGAGUUCUGUUCUGUUAUUCUGUUCUUGUAUUCAGCUCCAGUCACAGAAUAGCUUUUAGCUUUUUUUCAGUUUUGAGGUUGCUCUGGAUUUGGACUAGGAGGGUUGCAGACCUGCAUUUGCCACUCCAAAUAGCAGCUGACCGGAAAAGUGUGUAUGCACAUGUGUGACAGAAGUUGGUACAUUGUGGAGGGACUCACCCUAAUUGCCUGCAGCCCCUCUACUCCUAAUCUCAGGGCAAGCCAGGCUUGCAUAACUGCCCAAAACGCACUGUCUCAGGUGGUCUUCUCACUUGCCAAACGGUUGUAAAAAAGAGAAAAAAAAAUGUAUUUUUUUUUUAAAAAUUGCACUGUUAACAAUGAGUUUUUUUUUUGUUUUUUUUUUUAAACUACCAAAACGAAAGAACAGACCUGCAGAGAAGCAAGGCAGCUUUCUGAGAUGAAUCACAUUCCCUUUUUGUCUUGCUGCACUUGCCCACUUCAUCCAACCACCAGUUAGCGUUUACUAGACCAGUGAAGCCAGAAUGCUUGUUAUAAAAAGAGGAAUGAGACUGUUUCUGCAUUAAAGAAGCAAACCCAGCACAAGUGAAAAGCUGGGGACGUUGUUAAACUUCUGUUUAAACUGGUCAGAACAAGUAGUAGUAGACUGAAAUGAGUAAUACAUUGGUUUUCUAACUCAUUAAAGAUAAAAGACCAGCUGUAACAGAGGUUUGACAUAGUCAAAAGAAAAUAAGCAGCACUUUUUUUGAUAAGAAAAUAAGGAAAAAAUGGCAUUCAAGGGUGAAGGUCUGGAGAAAACCCAUUUGGUACUAACGAUGUAAUAGUAAAGGAUUUUUCGGUAAAGCAGUGUUGUGUAGGACGUUCAUGCAUUAUUCAAUCUUUUUCAGAUAGUAACCCUCUUUUUUUUUUUUCUUAAGUUUACAUUUUGAAACGUAGCUAACACAAGUUUGUAUGUGAUGAGUGUGUGCACGCUCCUAUCAAGAUUGAGCUGGCAACUAAAUAUACAGCUUCUGACAGUAAUCGACAAACUGAAGAUUAUUAAAGUGAUCUUAUCUUAGUGGCCUUGACACAGAGAAGACCUGAUCAUGAUUCUUCAUUUUUCAGCGUCUAUGCUAACUCUUGUUCUUGUUUAUUAUGUUUGUGAACACCUGUAUGUUUAAGACCUUUCUGUGUUUAUUCAAAAGGACAAAAAGGGAAGAGAAAAAAAAAGUCCUUUAAAGCAAGUGUUUUUAAAACGAAAUGACAUCUUGGACAGGCCUCUUGAUUGUGUUAUUUUUCUGAAGCUGGUGAGGGUUGGCUAUUAUCUUUUUUUCUGUGUAUUUCUGGGCAUUGAUUUAGGUUGCUUUUUAAUUUAACAAGCAACCUUCUUGAGGUAGUCUCCCUGACCUAUCUGAUCCCCCUCCAGCCUGGGGGUGGCAGCUGUUGACCAGCACCCUCCCCCCCUCCUCCCCAAGAACCUUUUAGGUAUCAUGGAAUAGCAGACAAACCACUUCUUCUAUUGUAAACUCAUGUUAUUUGCAGUUCUUUGUUUGGAUUUUAUCUUAGGGAAGCUGAAUCAAGCUACUUGGUAAUGAAUAAGCUUACAUAUUUGUUUCAGGUUGGUCAAUUCCACAGUCCAUUUGAUUGGGCCACAGAGUAGUCCAGUGUCAAAACUAAGCUAAACUCCUGACCUAAUAAUGGCAGGACCUGAAAUGUUCAGAGAUAAAGAACCUGGGAGAUGGGAUCUGAAACAUUUUAGAAACAAAGUGCAAUAUUACUCACUGAAUUUUCUUCAUUCUCCAUUUUUAUGUUUUUUAAAAUCUUUUUUUGUCUGUUAAUCAUGAUGACGUAUAGAUAUUCUAUGAAUAUACUAUGUUCGGAAUGAUUUAACCUAUUGUCUAGUUCUUCCUUUUGAUUUAAAUAAACAUUUUCUUCUAAAUUACA
Messenger RNA from Amphiprion ocellaris (clown anemonefish), 4431 nucleotides. RefSeq names its product arrestin domain containing 3a (gene arrdc3a). Gene Ontology annotation, cellular component: cytoplasm. The record is from RefSeq and is a predicted model, not a curated record. Lineage: Eukaryota; Metazoa; Chordata; Actinopteri; Pomacentridae. The transcript is spliced from 8 exons. Bases 245 to 1483 code for a protein of 412 amino acids. Gene Ontology annotation, biological process: protein transport.